AUGAAGGACAUUGAUGAUACAGCUGUGACUACAGUUGAGCUACAGGAUCUCCCUUCGAAUGCCGAGAGACACGAGGAAACACACCUCAUACAACCAGAUAUCGAGGCAUGGCCCAAAGAACCUCUUCCCAUAGAAGGAGACCGCAUUUCUAGACUUGUCAACAAGCUUAUCGAUGCAGCUUUGUUGACUAUUUCAGCUGCCCUAGUCAUCAAAGCAGGUCUUGUUAUCCUUGCUUGGCGACCGAAUGUGCCCGUAUAUGUCCCAGGUACUCCUCCAUUAGCCAGGACAGUUGCAUUGGCAAAUUUGUACAAUCUCAAUGCUCAAUUGAUUACUCUGUUCACUAUCAUAUUCGUCACGACAAUCUCGACCUUACUACGGAGAUACGCAUUGUGGAAGGCUCAAAAGGGCUCGUACAUCUCUGAGCUCGAACAGCUUCAAGGCAGUAUGUCGGUCACAAGCACACUGACACUCAUCUGGUCUUUGAGGUCAUGGUCGACCACGUCAGUCGGUCUUGUCGUUAUUUGGACCUUUUACUACCUUGGCAGUCAGGCGAAUAAAAGAGAACUGAUGCCUGUAAAUUCCGAGUCCUUCCACUCUAUACCGCUCGGCUUCAUGGGCCCGAAUUACCCAUCCUGGUUUGCCGGCUACACUGGACAAUAUCAGACAGGUACUGCUCUCAAGAGUGCCGAUGUAGGCUUUGCAUCAGCAGUACAGUUCUCUCAGGCCUUGGUUUCACGACCUGGAAUGGAUAUCAACGGCAAUGCUUUGGUGCCAGACAUCAAUAGCAUACUUCAAGCUCGUCCCGACGCCAUAUACGAUUCAAGAUUGCCCAAGUACUACGGAUGGCUGAGUGUGGGCAAUCAGACCGAAGCAAAGAUGAACCAGCAUUAUGCAUCCUACACAGGUCAAUUUCCAGCCAUCUACGCAACAUCGUCUCGUAACAUUGAAGACGCAACCCGGUGGCAGAUGCUUGGCGACUACAAUUACACCACUAGCUAUUUCAACAUCAACUGCAGCAUUGCUACUUUCUCCACCUACGAAACCUUUGUCAAUGGCACACUCGAUAGCACCAGAAUUAGUCUCAACAUGACCCCAGCCUCUACCACAGCCCUCAAAGACAUUCACGGCAACACGAUACGAUCUUUCGACUAUUGGGUCAGAUGGAGUACUUUAGAUGGCGAUUACCGCGUCUCGACCAACGGCAGUGCUCACUCAGUAUGCAACAUUAGCAGUACCCUGCUUGACGUGCGAGUCAACUGCCUCGCAACAGGCUGCACCCCUCUUGCGGUACGAUACCACAAUUGGUCAUCAAAAGAGGUUGCCACAAACUACUCGACAUUCUUCGACAACGACGAGUAUGCAGGACUAUUCCUCGAUCGCUUCGUGUCACAAGACAGCGUCGUCGCUCAAGCAACGACCCUAAGCUACCUACAAAACUACAACACCGACUUAGCUUCCGACCUUCUCCUCAACGUAACGACCCAGAACCUCAACCCAGAACUAAGAACCCUGCUCAACACCUACUACACAGCCACACAACAAAUCGUCAGUCCAACGGCCGCACUCCAACCCGUCAUUUUCGACCCAAUUAACGGCCUCGACCCUACCAUGACCUGGACCAACACCACCCUCACAGGCGCCCAAUUCUACCCGCACUACGCCCUCUCCUACCUCUGGCUCGCCCUCGACUUCGUCUCCAGCAUAAUCCUGUUCCUCGCGGCCGUAGCCUCCGUCUGGCUCCGACAAAAGAUCCUAGUCCCUGAUAUCUUCGGCUACGUGUCCAGUCUGACGAGGGAUAACGUCUAUUUGCAGAAUGUGCUGCCUGAUAAUGGGUCAGGGCUAACGGGGAUAGAGCGGGCGAGGAUUAUGAAGAACGUGAAGGUGAAGAUCGGAGAUGUUAGUGGAGAUGAUAGCGAUGUCGCGAGGAUCGGGAUGACGGUGGUGAGGGUGGGGGAUAGUGAUUUUGAGGCGUCGCCGGAAGUGACUACGGCGGGACCGUUGAGGGAGAAUAUGCAGAUUGUGUGA
Molecule: messenger RNA, 2025 nt
Organism: Lithohypha guttulata
Lineage: Eukaryota; Fungi; Ascomycota; Eurotiomycetes; Chaetothyriales; Trichomeriaceae
Exons: 1
Coding region: 1-2025 (674 amino acids)
Source: RefSeq, a predicted model, not a curated record